Messenger RNA from Aspergillus ruber CBS 135680, 464 nucleotides. RefSeq names its product actin-binding ADF family protein. The coding region runs from base 1 to 459 and encodes 152 amino acids. NCBI's taxonomy places the organism in Eukaryota, Fungi, Ascomycota, Eurotiomycetes, Eurotiales, Aspergillaceae. Gene Ontology annotation, cellular component: actin cortical patch; cytoplasm; actin cytoskeleton. Gene Ontology annotation, molecular function: actin filament binding. The record is from RefSeq and is a predicted model, not a curated record. Gene Ontology annotation, biological process: cell motility; actin filament severing; actin filament depolymerization. The transcript has 5 exons.
AUGUCGAUUCCAUCAGGUGUUAAUGUCCCGAAUGAAUGCAUUGCCGCGUUCAAGAGGCUCCUCUAUCAUAGAGGAACAAGUAGGCCUACCUUUGUGAUCUACAGAAUCUCUGAGGACAAUACUUCCGUCAUUGUGGAGGAGAGCUCUUCUGAGAAGAACUAUGAAGCAUUCCUCAAGAAGCUCACUUCCGCCGUUGACCAUGAAGGAAAUCCUGCACCUCGUUACGCAGUAUACGAUGUUGAAUAUGACCUGAACGACGACGGUCGAAGAGCAACAGUUAUCUUUAUCAGUUGGAUGCCCGUGGAAACAUCUACACGAUUUCGUAUGCUGUAUGCUGCUACCAAGGAGCAGCUUCGAAGGGCGCUUGAUGUCAAGGUUUCGAUUCAUGCAGAUGACCUACUGGAUAUAGAAUGGAAGGCGGUUUUACGGGAAGCUAGUGGCGGGCGAGCUCGAGUAUAGGCCAG